Molecule: messenger RNA, 3500 nt
Organism: Triplophysa dalaica
Lineage: Eukaryota; Metazoa; Chordata; Actinopteri; Cypriniformes; Nemacheilidae
Gene: mertka
Product: c-mer proto-oncogene tyrosine kinase a
Exons: 19
Coding region: 185-3010 (941 amino acids)
Biological process (GO): cell surface receptor protein tyrosine kinase signaling pathway; protein phosphorylation; nervous system development
Cellular component (GO): signaling receptor complex
Molecular function (GO): ATP binding; protein binding; transmembrane receptor protein tyrosine kinase activity
Source: RefSeq, a predicted model, not a curated record
CGUCACAGCGGAGGAAGAGAAACACAUUCCUACGAGUUUUAAACGAGUCCGUAAACAGAGAAGAGCAAACAUGUUAUUUCAUCUGGACUCGGUCUACUGUAGGAUUCUAUUCAUCUGACUGAAUUUACACGACACGAGUCUCGAAAGAAGAGAAGAAUAAAGAAAGAAAAGAAAUAAAGCGGUUAUGGGGAUUAUUCUGGGCUUCUCAGCAAUGUUGCGGUUUUUAACUCCGCUUCUCCUCGGAAUGUUUUCACAGUCAGUGAGCAUGACAUCUGCUGUCGUCCAGGGAGGUUCAUUUCAUUGGGGUAGACACGGACGUUCUUACUGGCCGAUGCAGGGAACAGAACCGCUGUUGGUGCCGGUUCGAGCCCCAAGUGUACAUCUCAGCCAGGAGGAGAUCCAGAUGCUUCGCUUCAAACCGACCACAGGCUCUAUCCAGCUUUCAGAGGGGAAAGAAGUCAAAUUUAACUGCUCCAUUGACAUCAAAGUUGGCAGGCGGGAGCUGUAUAUUCUGUGGUUUAAGAACGGCAAGGAAAUCCCUGAUGGCAUGCAGACGGCAGUGUACACGCAGCACACCGUCACACUGUUGUCAACCAUAAGCCUUAAAAAUGUCCAGAGAGAUGACGCCGGAGAAUAUCACUGCAGGCUCAGUGUCAGUAACAAGAUCAUCGAGUCGAAUCCCAUCAUUCUUGAGAUACAAGGUCUGCCGACUUUCACGAUACAGCCGAGUAAUGUGAACGCCACGAGAAACACUUCCUUCACGCUCACCUGUGAGGCGGUCGGUCCUCCGAACCCUGUGAUCAUCAAGUGGCUUAAAAACGGCAAGACAUACGCAGAAUUCAACGAAUCAUUCAGCACCAUCACUAUUGAAGGUGUCGAUGCUCCCACGCAGUACAGCUGUGAAGCUCAUAAUGAAAAAGGUCUGACGGUUUCCAGAGAGGCUCACGUCAAUAUCAAAGUCCUUCCUGACAGAGUGUCAAAGGUCACCGUAGUAAAACGUGAGGCAAACAAACUCUUGUUGAGCUGGACGCCGGGACAUGAUGGCUUCUCUCCGCUCAGCACCUGCAGCAUCACGGUUCGAGAGCUCGAGUUGGGAAACCCCACUGGCGCUCACAGCAUUGCCGUUCCUCCGUUCCAGUAUGAAGUCAACAAACUCAAGGCCAUGACCUGGUACAACAUGAGCGUGUCCUGCACCAACGAGAUCGGAUCCUCCCCGCCCAGCGCCUGGGUCCAAAGCAACACCACAGAGGGGUUCCCGUCAGAGGCCCCACAAAAUUUGACUGUUCAAGUGAACAAUUCCAUGUUGAUGAUUCGAUGGGAAGCUCCGCCCCCAGAAAAGCUGAAUGGCGUCUUGCAGGGAUAUGACAUCACCAUCAAACACGGGACGCAAACCAAUAAGAUCCACAGCAUGAGUACAGAAGCCACAGUUGCUCUGCAGGUGUUUAACAGCACAUACAGUGUGGAGGUCGUGGCUUGCACUCAGACCGGCUGCGGGACAAAAAAGUCACGCUUCUGGCUCUUCAUACCAGAAUUAGAAUCUCCUAAUUCUCCGUCUUCCACUCCGGUUCCUAAUCGUCCAGACUCAGCGUACAUGGUUCUUGGAGUUGUGUGUGCCGUGUGUCUUCUGAUCAUCGUGAUGCUUGGGGUCCUGUGUUUACGUAAUGGAUCUUAUUUGAAGUCUUUGUUUGGAAUCGACGACAAACUUACUCCAGUUGUUGAGUACAGACCACAGAGAACCUAUAACCGCUCGGCCAUCGAAAUCACUCUGGCCAGUUUGGGCAUCAGCAGUGAACUUCAAGCCAAACUCCAGGAUGUGAUGAUCGUGGGGAAUCUGCUGUCCAUCGGAAAAGUCCUUGGAGAAGGUGAGUUUGGAUCUGUGGUGGAGGGUCAUCUGAGACAGCCGUGUGGUACCUCUGAAAAAGUUGCAGUGAAGACCAUGAAAUUGGAUAACUUCUCUCAGAGAGAGAUCGAAGAGUUUCUGAACGAAGCCGCUUGUAUGAAGGAUUUCAACCAUCCUAAUGUCAUCAGACUCUUGGGUGUUUGUUUGGAGGUUGGAUCAGGACACUUUCCUAAACCGAUGGUUGUGCUUCCCUUUAUGGAGCAUGGAGAUCUGCACAGCUUCAUGCUGCGGUCUCGCCUCGGAGAAAACGCUGUGUAUCUCCCCACACAGGUGCUGCUGAAGUUUAUGAUCGACAUCGCUUCGGGAAUGGAGUAUCUCAGCAACAGAAGCUUUCUGCACCGGGACCUAGCGGCACGCAACUGCAUGCUGCGUGACGACAUGAGCGUGUGUGUCGCAGACUUUGGCUUGUCAAAGAAAAUCUACAGCGGUGACUAUUACAGGCAGGGCCGGAUAGCAAAGAUGCCUGUCAAAUGGAUAGCGGUGGAAAGUCUGGCAGAUAGAGUCUUCACGGUCAAGAGCGAUGUGUGGGCGUUUGGAGUGACUAUGUGGGAAAUAUCUACUCGAGGCAUGACCCCGUACCCGGGAGUACAAAACCACGAGAUUUACGAUUAUCUCCUCGAAGGCAACCGACUGAAACAGCCAAACGACUGUCUCGAUGAACUGUAUGACAUCAUGUCCAGCUGCUGGAGCCCUGAGCCGGUGGACCGGCCCGACUUCACACAGGUCAGAGAGAGGCUGAAGAAUCUAGCGGGGAAGCUUCCAGCCGUAUCAAACAGUCGAGACAUCAUCUACAUCAACACCAGUUUCACUGAAGAUGAAUCGACGGAAAUGGUUGCGGAAGUUCCUUUGCUCUCUUCCUCUCCUUCCUGCAGCCGUCAAAUCACGGACACGUCAGUCGUGACGGCGGAUGUUCAUGAAAGCACGGGCGCUGAGGAAGACGACCGGUACGUUGUCGUCAUAUCCUCGGGAGAACACGCGGGAGCAGGUGCGGGCAGCUCUGUUGAUGCUCCUCAGUUGAAUCACGGACGCUCCGAGCGAGACAGUGGAGAAACAGUCAGAGACGUGACGGAGACGCAGCAAACAUCUAAUGACACAACACAUCUGCUUUGAAGAACCGUUUGGAACAUUUUGUGGAUUUGAAAUCCAUCGGGAAGUACCGUUUUUUUGGAGGAUCAAGUCAAAAUGAUGCGCUUGUGCAAUGGAUGCUUAUUCAAUGCAUGUAAACGGAGUCCAAAAGCUGUGAUACUGUGAUAAUAUCAGACCUGUGUUUUUAAGCAAUGAAAUUUGUCGUUUUUAUAAUAUAAUUUUCUUUUAAAUGUUUUAGAAGGAAUUUUAUUGUGAUUUUUAGCAGUUUGUUGUCAAAAAAAACGUACAUGCAUAGAAUACAAUUUGUAUAUUAGAAGUGCCUUUUGUAAAUAUUAAGGAUAGAUUUUUUGUAUAUUUUUUACAUUCGAUUGAACUGACAUGGUAACUCGGAAUCAGAUGAAGUAUUUUAAAAUACUGUACAAGAGCGAUGUUUUCAUUCAUGUGUGAUUAUAUUCUAUGCUUUCGUGUAAAGCUAUUACGAAGAAAGUGAUUAAAUACUGCUAACAAAAUGGUA